Messenger RNA from Rhinichthys klamathensis goyatoka, 1576 nucleotides. RefSeq names its product ectonucleotide pyrophosphatase/phosphodiesterase 4 (gene enpp4). The transcript is spliced from 4 exons. The coding region runs from base 201 to 1571 and encodes 456 amino acids. NCBI's taxonomy places the organism in Eukaryota, Metazoa, Chordata, Actinopteri, Cypriniformes, Leuciscidae. The record is from RefSeq and is a predicted model, not a curated record.
AGUCAUGCAAUGACGUCAUGUGGGCAUUGUGUUUGAGGAAGCGCAAGAAAUAAACUCCACCAAGACUCCAGAACAUAAUCUGACUUUAUGAAACACCUCGCCAUCAUCGAAGAGUUUAAUGUGACCGGAGUUGAUAUAAACGCGUUCCAACGUCCCGAGUCGAAAGUGCAGAAAGUGACUUCCACAUUCCCUGCCACAGGAUGCAGAUCAGCGUUUAUCUGUACGCUCUCGUCGCCUGUUGUGGAUUAACCCUUUCAGCGCUAGAGAAUGGCAGCGAUGCGCCGGCACUCCUCCUGGUGUCUUUUGAUGGCUUUCGAGCAGACUAUCUAAACAAAUACUCAUUUCCCAAUCUCGAAAAGUUCUUCUCCGAUGGUGUCCUUGUACGUGAGCUAACCAAUGUGUUCACGACCAAAACCUUUCCCAAUCAUUACAGUCUCGUCACAGGGCUGUACGCGGAGAGCCAUGGGAUGCUUGCCAGUAUUAUGUACGACCCAGUGUCGAAAAAGCAUUUCUCUAUUCAAAAUGACAGUGACCCUUUCUGGUGGGACGAAGCCAUUCCCAUCUGGUUGUCGGUGGAGGAGAAUGGCUACAGGGCAGCAUCUGCUAUGUGGCCAGGAACAGAUGUGAAAAUUCAUAACCACACAUUAAAAUACAAAUUUAAAUACGACUCAAAGGUGAGCUUCCAAGCAAGGCUGGGAAACCUCACACAGUGGAUGACGGAGGACAGAUCUGUUAAGUUUGCCUCUCUGUACUGGGAAGAACCCGACUGGAGCGGCCACAAGUAUGGCCCGGAGAACACCACUGAGAUGGCCAAGGCUUUGAAGGAGGUGGAUAGUCACAUAGGUUUUCUGAUAGAGCACCUCAACAAAACAGGAUUAUGGGGGAAAAUAAAUGUCAUCAUCACUAGCGAUCAUGGGAUGACCCAGUGUUCUCAAGAGCGUCUUAUUGAACUGGAUAAAUGCAUCACUCCGAGCAGCUAUACAGCAGUGGAUCUCACUCCUGUGGCUGCCAUCAUUCCUUUGGAAGAUAAUUUCACCGUAUACCAAAACCUGUCCAUUUGUCACAAACACAUGAAGGUGUACCUGAAGGAAGAUGUUCCUGACAGGCUGCACUAUAAAAACAACAAAAGGAUUCAGCCAAUCAUUUUGGUGGCAGAUGAAGGCUGGACGAUUGUCAAACAUGGCAAACUGCCACGACUGGGGGAUCAUGGCUAUGACAAUACGCUUCCCAGCAUGCACCCCUUCCUGGCCGCCCAUGGGCCUGCGUUCCGUAAAGGCUACAAGAUGUCGAGCUUUAACAGCGUGGAUCUCUACCCACUCAUGUGCCACCUCGUUGGCAUCUCUCCAAAGCCCAACAACGGCAGCUUCGCUCACGUGCGCUGUGCGCUAGUCAACGAGCAGUGCGGAGAGCUAGCAUUAGCGGUGGGCAUCGUCAUUGGUGUUUUAAUAAUCCUGACCACCUUCACCUGCCUAUUCAAGCUGAUGAAGAACAGAGAUGCCUCGUCUUCACGUCCAUUCGCCCGCUUGGAGUUAGAUGACGACGACGCUGAUGAUGAACCUUUACUUGAAUGAAGUGC